Lymnaea stagnalis (great pond snail) is the source of this 5736-nucleotide messenger RNA. The record is from the annotation of a GenBank genome assembly. NCBI's taxonomy places the organism in Eukaryota, Metazoa, Mollusca, Gastropoda, Lymnaeidae.
AGUGUCGUUAAAAAUCUCUCAUGUCACCGAAUCCGAAACAACUCGUUGACUGUUGUGCAAAAGAUGGGCCCCUUUGCAAGGACUGUUGUAUACAGCAUUGGACUUUUAGUUGCUUGUGGUGGCCUAUUUUAUUCGGUAACACCAUCAGAGUCAGCAUACAGUCAAAAACUUAAUGAGGUUAGCGGCUAGCAUCAUAUUGAGGAUUAUUGAUUAAAGGGAAGCGUUAUCCACACAGCUCUGUGAAUAACUAUAACUAAUAACUAUAACGUUGAGCGUUAUCGGCAGACCGAGAUCUGCGAAUAACGCCGAGCGUUAUCGGCAGACCAAAAUCUGCGAAUAAUGCAGAGCGUUAUUGUUAGACAGAAAUGUUCCCAUAAUUACACACAUUUCUAGAAAUAAUUAAGAUCACAUUCCAAGCCGGGGUAGGGGCGUAGUUUUAAGUAGUGUAGGAUAGAUGAGAUCGUUAAUGAGAAUGGCACAAACACAUCUCAAAACCGAAGCUACCGGUAUGCACAAGUUAAAUUAAAAAAAUUUAAUAGGCCUAACUAUAGCCUAUAUAUUGGAUAUAGGACAAUUAAUUGUGCCUACAUCUGCUCUGUUAGGGGCCAACAUAUUCGACCUAUAGAGUGUUACUAAUAGAUGCAGUCAAACCUCCUACUCCUAGACACAGCUAAUUUUCUGGUAUUUCAUAUUAAAUGUUAUACCAGUAAUAAAAAUGGUACCGGUAUUCUUCAUGUAGACUCACUUUCACCCACUGUAGAGAUGUCUUUAAAUGAUGUCAAAGCUUGAUAGGAUAUCGUUUAGUUUUUUUUUAAAGCACUAUGAUAUAUCACGUAGUCCAGAAAUGUUCUGACAGAAAUAGUUGACAUGCCGUGCAACAGAUGCAGAGAGGUGUCUCCAUCAGGCGGCCAUGGGAGGGGCAUAUAGGCCCUACAUCGAUAAUAACAGAAUCUAAUCCUGUUCAAGGCUAGUAUUUUUUCCUGAUCCUUGAGGAUGUCCCGAAGUCUACCCAGCUCUGGGCUUAGCUGGGGAAAAGUAAAGCUGGCUGGUUAUUGCGCUGGCCAUACACUCAAACUUGUAAACGCUGCUUCAAUUGCCCCAAGGGAACUUUACUUCCCAAAGACUCACAAAGCAUCCUACGACCAGCAGGGUUCCAAUUAAUUUUUGUAUGCUUUUUUUGUAUUUAGACCCAUAGUUACAACAAUGGCAGUAUGGCUUUUUGUUUCAAUUAUCAACAUUUUUUUACAAGGGCUAAAAUUGUUGAUGUCAAUGAUAUUGAUGUGUUUUAAGUACGGUACCGGUAUGUUCAUUUCAUUGUCAUCACUAAAUGUUAUUUCAACUAUUUCUGGAGUGGCAUAUUGUGUCCCUACUUAUUAUGAUACUUAUUAGAAAAUAAAAUGAAACAAAUAAAAUGUGACAUAUUUUUUCAGCUAAACAUUAAUCAUUAAUACACAACUCUGAGAUCUAAAAUAUUUGAAUAAUUAAGUUAUUAAUAAGUAUUUGUUUAUUAGAGAAAAAACAAAUGGAUGUUAAAGUCUAUGGGUGGAAUUAUACAAAGAAAAUUAAACAGUCAAAAGAGCUAAAAGUAUAUCACAAUGCACAGUUAGAACAGCUGUAUCUGACUUAAACAUGGUUUAUGCGGCUCAUCUGCAUGUCCAUGUUGUUUACAGUUUUUUGACGAAACUUGAAUGAACAUUCUAACAAAAUAGAUUGAAACUUGUAACAUAAGUAACAAAACUAUAUGAAAAUAAUAAUAAAACUAUGUGAACAGAAUAAGAAAGCUAUAUGAAGAAUAUUAUUAUAAUAUAACACUACGAAAUAACAAUUAAAUAUUUUUUUAAAAAAUUUUAUUUAUAAAAAUGAGGCUUCCCCGGCGGGGAAUCGAAUCUAUGUCUACCAUGUGACGGGCGGAGAUACUGACCACUACACUACAGAGGAGAUGUUUACAUACGAACUUUGUAUUUUAUAUUCAUAAUCUAAUUUUUCACAUUCUGCGAAUAAUGUCGAGCGUUAUCGGCAGACCGAAAUCUGUGAAUAACGGCGAGCGUUAUCCGCACAGCUCUGUGAAUAAUCACUUCGUUGAUUAAAUGUAAAAUGUAAUAGUAAUAUUAAAAUAAUUAUGAAGUAAAUCUAAGUUACUGAGUCAGUGACUGAGUUACUGUUACUCAGAGUUACUGUUAUUAUUUCUAUUAAAUUAUUAACUAUUACUGCUACCUUAACGCCCUAGUGGUAGUUAACACUGUAACUAUUAAGAGAAUUAUUAGAAGACAUACUAUUAAUAUUAUAAUAAUCAAUAUCACUGAUCUCUAUUUUUGUCUUAAUAAUAUCAUAAUCAUACUACUGAGUGUCUGAAGCUAAGACAAGACCAUUAAAGAACCAUCCAAUACUGAGAUCGCACUAUUUUGGACAUUGUAGCCUAAGGUGACCAAAUCAUGAACUGGAAAAAACGGGACGCCUUCAUAGAGGGUUUUGGGGAGGGGAAAUACCCUCCAGCCAAAGAGGGGUGCGGGGGCCUCCACCGGAAACUGUUUAUUGAAAUAUGCUAAUUUUAACUAUGAAAUCUAACCUAGAAAUCUACUCAGUCUUUUCAUAUGUUUCACUGAUAUGUUGUUUUAUGUCUGAAUAUCCACCAUGACCAAUACUACAGACACUAUGGCAAACUGUGCACUCGGCUUCACUUUCAUAGCAUCCCUUUUUAAUAUAGUUCCACUCUUUAAAAUACUCCUCUAUAAACGUACAUUGACGCUUGGGCAUAAUUAUUGUCUACAUGUGAAGAUAAUAUAAAAUUAAAUAAUGAAGUUCAACACCCAAAACAAACACCUGACAUGAAAAGACCGGCAGGGAUCACACACACAAGACUAAAACAUUACACAUAGCGGUAGUUGAAUCAAAAUUGGUUUCUGCGAAGUUACAUCCUAUUCCCCCCUCCUCCCGCGUCUUCAAGUCUUGUGCCUUUCGCUAUACAUUUACAUAUAAGAUCUAUGGCAGAAACACUGUGGUGGAGGGGGAACAAUGCAGCCAUCGCAUGAGCCCACAUCACUACUGGCACUUGCUACACAGCUAGCCAAAAUAUUACUUGAAUUUAUAUUAUAAAUUAGGAAGUUUUCGUGAUUUUAAAAUGGGUUUGGUUUAAAAAACGGGACAUUUAGGCGUUCUGAGAGACUUUUUUGGGACAACGGGUACGAUCAUGAAAAAAAACGGGACAAUCCUGUUUUUAUGGGAUGUUUGGUCACCCUACAGUAGCCGUAACAUUAGCAAUAAUACAUCAUUAAAAAAAGUGUUCUCCCCACCUCCAUCACCCAGAUGCAUAGAUCAUAGAGGGUAAGACUAAGAAAUUAGCGACUAAUAAUUUAAAUAAGAAGCAGUGAUUGCUAGUCCCUAUUCAAGUAUUCAUUCAAUUGUUAGUUUAUCUAAUACUAAUAAUAUUAUUGAUAACUUAACUGAACUAUUAGGCUAUUUGGCGCAUGAAAAAAAGGGGAUGGUUUAUAAUUAUAUUUUAUUUAUUCAAUCUUGGGGGUCAAGUUAUUUUAAAUUUUUUAUACCUUUUUUCACGCUUUAAUUUUAAUAUAGGUAAAUUUAGCCUAUAAUGUGUAGGCUGUGGCGUCGCUAGAGUUAGUGCCACCUGGGUUGGGUUCAAAUAAAUCGGGGUACUCUCUAAAAUAUUUUAAAUAGCCAUUAUAUUCUUAGGCUUCUCAUCACCAUUUAACUUUAACACUAUCCAACUAUACCUUAUUAUAAAAAAAACUUUCCUAGUUAGGUGUAAAUUUAAAUAUUCAAGUUUGGAUACUGAACUCUUAACAAAUCGCCCACAAUAUGUCAAGACCAAUUAUCUCUAACCAGAGAAAUAAGCAAUAAGAAGUAUACAAUACAUACCAAUGAUAUUCAGAGCUCAAGUGACAUUGAUCCAAUUUUAAAAAUAAUACCACCAUUGUUGGCUUAAUAUCUGAGAGAAGGCUUAUACCGCAACUUAGACUUAGUUACAAGCUUUAUCAAUCGGUGCUGAAUGUCUCAUCUCAAAAACAAAGGAAAUGGUUGAUUUUAGGAGGGGGAAACACCAGUUUACAGAUCUCAACAUAAAAAAAUCAAAGUGCAGUGAAAGUAUAGUACUUAAGUGUCACCAUUAAUAAUAAGCUAACAUGGCAUGAGCGCAGCCUAAUGCUAUAUAAGAAAUUCAACCAAAAAACUGUACAAUUUCGGCUUAAACAAACAAGUCGUUAAAUUGUUCUACAGUGCAACAAUUGAAAGCUUACUUAAUUUCAAUAUUACCUUCUGAUGUGGGAAUUCAGUCUGAUAAAUAAACACCGCAUAAACUGACUAAUCAAGAAAGCUAGGAACAUAACACAAACUAAACAACCUUCACUUGAAGAACUAUUUGAAGAAAGGUGUUAUUGUAAAACUUAAUACAUAUUGAUAUUGGAUGAUACAUCCCACCCUCUUCAUCCCAGAUACUUAGGAUCGUCCCGUUCGGCGAAUUCUUUCUGUCAGGGCGCGAGGACUGAAAGAUAUAAACGUUCUUUGGUUUCCCAAUCUUUUCAAAUUUACCAGCGUGCUCCCCCUGAAGUCACAAAUCUUAAUGAGAACUAAUAAGUCCCUGACUGAUAUGGCUAAGAGAAUUCACUGAAUGGCUGUUUUUUUCAAUAGUCAAUGUUCAAAUUGUUUUAUUUAUAUGCUGAAAAUGUACAAUGCAAUCAAAAAACAAUCAAUAAAAGAAUCUUAUCUUGUUUUCAGAAUUUUGUGGACCUCUUUUUGAGUUAAUUUUUAACUGAAUGAAAAAAUUAUUAAUAAUAAACCACCUAUCUAUAAAUUGUAUUUUUAAAUUUAAAAUGAUAAUUAUUCUGGCAUUUUUUCAUACCUACAGAAACAAGGAAUGUUACCACAAGAUGUUUUGGAGGCAAGAAGAGAUAAAGAGCAGUUAAUGUCUAAAUUGAGGAGUGAAGCUGGAUUGAAACCAAAGGAAGAAUCUUAACCAUUGCUAAUUUAAACUGUUAAUAAUAGUUUAGUGUCAUUGUGUAAUUUUUAAUGAUCAUGAUGAGUACAAGUGUAGUUGUUUUCCUUAAAUUAUCUAAAUAAGUUAAAUAAUAACCAAAUUAUUCAAUCUCCUUACAUUUUUUGCAUAUAUCAAGAUGACUGAUAAGUGCUAUUGUUUGUCUUAGUAAUGUGAUACUUUCAGUAGGUACUCUCAGAUAACUUGAUGCACUUUGGUACUAUACUGAGAUUGUGUACGUUUAAUUAUGCUAAACUGCUAUGUUGAUAACUCUUUCGUUUCGUUGAAUUAACAUUUAACGAUAGGAAAUACAAAAUAUACACCUGCCCUUUUACUAUGCAACUACUACAAUACAUGCAAACCAAAUUGUAGAUUUAGUAAUGGAUUAUGGCAGUAUCAAUUUAAUGUUACUAUUGGGGAGAAAAAUGUUAUGUAUUUUCCAAUUCUCUUUCAAAAUAUUAAUUUUAUUUUUUAAAUUACAAUUUAAUGAAUAAAUGACGAAAUAAAUUAUUAUUUAAUAUUCUCAGUUGCUAGAGCGUUUAUAUAUAACAUGAGUUUAAAAUAGUUUAUAUUAAUUUUGAAAUAGUGGAACGAGAGCAUUAUUGUAACAAAUGAUAAAAUAAUGUACCCGGUAUCGGCACCUGACAAACUGUUUUAUGUAAUAGAAUUUUUAUUAAAGAAGCUUUACAGCUGCACGGAUUGUUUAUGAGUUGUGUAUUUAGAUGGUUUAUGAGUUGUGUACAGUUUGUUCU